This is a messenger RNA of Nothoprocta perdicaria, 369 nucleotides long. Its product is annotated as cytochrome b-c1 complex subunit 9. Lineage: Eukaryota; Metazoa; Chordata; Aves; Tinamiformes; Tinamidae. The transcript is spliced from 2 exons. Bases 5 to 193 code for a protein of 62 amino acids. Gene Ontology annotation, biological process: mitochondrial electron transport, ubiquinol to cytochrome c. The record is from RefSeq and is a predicted model, not a curated record.
CAAGAUGGUGCUGCUGUCGCGCGCGUACGGCGCGCUCUUCCGCCGCACCUCCACCUUCGCGCUCACCAUCGUGCUGGGCGCCGUCGUCUUCGAGCGCGUCUUCGACCAGGGCGCCGACGCGCUCUUCGAGCGGCUCAACCAGGGGAAACUGUGGAAACACAUCAAGCACAAGUAUGAGACGAGUGAAGACUGAAACACUCAGCAGCAGGAUGUGUCCUGGGGUGGUCAGAGAUGCUGCAGAGAAGGAUUGGACCUCCUGAGCCCAGUUAGACAAACUGGAAAGGUGUCCCGACCUGAACAGCUCCAAGCCAGGGUAUAUUGGCCACCUACUGCUAUGGGAACUAGAUGGACUCAAGGACUUCUGCUGCU